This is a messenger RNA of Vicia faba (fava bean), 831 nucleotides long. The record is from the annotation of a GenBank genome assembly. NCBI's taxonomy places the organism in Eukaryota, Viridiplantae, Streptophyta, Magnoliopsida, Fabales, Fabaceae.
AUGGGAAGAGCUCCUUGUUGUGACAAAGAGAAAGUGAAGAAAGGACCAUGGUCUCCCGAUGAAGAUGCAAAACUCAAGAAUUAUCUUGAAAUUCAUGGCACGGUUGAAAAUUGGAUUUCAUUGCCCAAAAAAGCUGAUCUUAAGAGGUGUGGGAAGAGUUGUCGUCUAAGGUGGCUGAAUUAUCUUAGGCCAAACAUCAAACAUGGAGGCUUUACUGAGGAAGAGGACAUCACCAUUUGCUCUCUCUAUUCUCAAAUUGGUAGCAGAUGGUCUGUCAUUGCAUCAAAACUACAUGGCAGAACAGACAAUGAUGUGAAAAAUUAUUGGAACUCAAAACUGAAGAAAAGAAUUAUGGCAGGAAAAAUUAACCUCAAAUCAUUGUCUGGAAAUGACAAUACUACCCCUUCAACUACAUUAGUGCCUCAAAAUUCCAUCAUCCAAAAUUCACAAUAUUCUCUACCUUCACCAUUACCUUCACCAUUGCCAACCAUGUUAGAAAACAAUUUUGAUGCUAGUUAUGAACUCAACAAUGAUGAUAUAAACAUCGGUUUGGACCAAAUUCUUGAAAAGAACAUUGUUGCCUCCGAAAUCGGUACAAAUAACAACAAUGUUGUUAAUCCUAUGGUGUCCAUGUAUGAAGACUCUUCGAAGAUUACAGUGAACAAUAAUUGUAUAUCUAUUCAAGAUCAAGCUGGUAAUGAAUCAAUGGAUCCAUUGCUCGAUUUCAAUUUUGGAUUUCAUAAUGAUCGAGAGAGAGUUGUUGAUUUUGUUUCAAGUUGUGGCUUUUCGGAUUGGGUUGAUUUUAGUUAUUCUAACAUUAAACCAAAUUGA